AUGUACUGUUUUCAUACAGUUAACUUGAGGGAUACGUCAUACGAUAUUUUAUGUGAAGAAAUGCCGUCUGUUCUAUACUCAACAGUAUGUUAUAUUAAAAAUGAACAUCAUCAUAUGUACAUCUAUAUUGAUGGUGCACAAUCCGAUUCGACAGAAGUUCAAGCGACAAGCGAAUUUGCAUCGCCUGAUAUUGACAUUGACAACAUCGACUCGUCGCUAACAAAAAUCAAAUUUGAAUCAGUAAGUAAAAGAAAGAAUACGAAUAUUCCAAAAGUAAUUCACCUUAACAAUUUACUGCACGUUCAACAUAUAAAAUCAAUAAGGAAAAGAAAACGUAAUGUUUAUAUUAGCACUGAUGUUCUCAACACUUUCGAACCAAUAUCAGUAACGGAACUUUCAACAGAAGGAAAUCGUGCAACAUUGAAUAAAUCAACUUCUGAAGUUGCUGUACCACGAACUCCAGUAUUGCCUCGAUCAUACAGUCUAAGUCGUCUGUUUCUUGGUCAAAAAAGUACAGAGACCGAAGGUCAUGCAGAGUAUAAAUUUACGGUGAAACUAAGUUAUAUCGAUGUAUCAAAUUCGAUUCGAUGGGGCAUCAAAAGAUUAGAAUUCGAUGUAGAAUCAGAAGAUGUGGCUAAUGAAUUAUGCGUUAAUUUGAAUCUAUGUUUAUCGACAUUGAAACAGCGGCCACGCCAUUUACUAGCAUUUGUUAAUCCUUUUGGCGGAAAAGGACGAGCACCUGUUGUAUAUGAGAAAAAAAUCUUACCGAUAUUCAGAGAAGCGAAUGUCACUGUGGAUACAAUUCAUACACAACGAGCGAAUCAUGCACGAGACCAUAUAUUAAACGAAGAUUUAAGUGCUUAUGAUGGUCUCAUUUGUGUGGGUGGUGAUGGAAUGUUUGCUGAAUUGUGCCAUGGUCUGCUAUUGAAAACAUCUCUUGAAGCUAAUCUAAAUAUUGACGAUCGAGAAGUUAAUAUAAAACGACCCAAUUUACGAAUUGGUGUUAUACCAGCUGGUUCAACGGAUGCUGUUGUGUAUGGUACAACUGGUUUGAAUGAUCCUGUGACUAGUGCACUACAGAUUAUCGUGGGCGAAUCUUUACUAAUUGAUAUCGCAACGGUUCAUAACGAAAAAGGAUUUGUACGUUUUCUGGCAACAAUGUUAGCCUACGGAUUUUUCGGUGAUAUUAUUAAUCAGUCAGAUAAAUGGCGUUAUUUAGGCCCACUAAGAUAUGACUUAUCUGGAUUCUGUCAGUUUGUUCUUAAUAGAUCUUAUCAUACAGAGUUAACAAUUACAUUGUCUCCUCAUGACUCAUCACAGAUGAGCCGAGAAGGAACGAUGUCGUCAUCAUCAUCAACGAAUAAUACUAAACAUGAGGAUCAUGGAACACAACCAACUGAAUUAGUCAAUGCAAGUAAAUCAACGGAAAAUAAAAACAAUCAAGUUAUUCAGAACUUAAUUGCACCAGCAUUGGCAUUCUGUAGCAGAAAUUGCGAGAUAUGCGCUCUAGCAAAUGAACAUGACAGUGGUAAAGUUCGAUCAUCUUUACAAAUUAAACGUCAAGGAAGAUACACAACAAUCAAUUGUCUUAAUAUGCCUGGGCGAUGUGCUAAAAGCAAAUUUGGAAUGUCUCCUUUUGUACAUUUAGGUGAUGGAACAUUUGACUUGAUUCUCGUGAAACGCUCUUGGCAAACAGGUUUUCUUCGUUUUCUCUGGCAAGUCGCAAAUGAUGGUCGAUCCAUCGAAGAUUUACCUAAUGUUGAACGCUAUCGUGUUAGUGAAGUUCUCAUUCAUCCAUUGCAUACGGACCAAAUACGCCGUGGCAAUUGGGCGUGUGAUGGGGAGCUUAUAUCUGGUACUGAAAUUAAGAUUCGUAUUCAUCGUCAAGCGCUGAAUCUCUUCGCUUCAGGCAUACAAUUCGAUAAUGUCGGGCAAAAUAAUCCUAUUCGCAAAUCUUCGACAAAUAUCUUUUAA
Molecule: messenger RNA, 1974 nt
Organism: Adineta ricciae
Lineage: Eukaryota; Metazoa; Rotifera; Eurotatoria; Adinetida; Adinetidae
Source: the annotation of a GenBank genome assembly